AUGUCGGAAGGAUACAAACGGCCAUUCGCAGAGACCGUCGCGGGUAAGAUACUUGACCAAAAGUUGAAGGAUGUUCGGAAAGCGCUCGAAGCAGAUCUGCGAGACUUAUGUCAAGAGCUGGCGCUCGCUGAGCAGAAUUGUAGGUGUAUCCUGCAAACAUCUGAUUUCGUCAUUCUCAACUACAUCGCUGACUGGGAUAUUCAAUGUGCAGCCGAUACCAAACUCAUCGAGAGCUUGCGUCAGCGACAAAUCGAGUUAGAGGCCAGGAGUGAAAAGGCCAGGCUAAAGCAAGAAAGACUCAACGCGACGCAUGAGGAGCGUCUACAGCGAGGCAUGGAGAUCCUACGAGAAAAGGUCAGGGCCCAUGGGGCACCCAUCGUCAACUACCGACGACGAAUCUUUUUGCAUUGGAGGCGUUUCAAUUGUUUAAAGUCUACUUUGAAAUUCGGAGAGUAGACAUGUCCUGACUGCAAGGUGGACUAUGUCAAUAAAUUUCAGGCACUGUGAGGAAAUCGGCAUGUCGAUUUCAAAAAUCUUCGCUGUCUACAAUCGGAGCCGCAAAUUGUUGGAAAGGCUCUGUCAACGGACAAUGUUGUUCUUCCCGAAACAUGUAUCGGCUAAUUGUGCCAUGGGGAGAUCUAGAGUGUCAUAUCGAGCCUACCAAGAUCCAACACACGUGAGUCAUCUCC
Molecule: messenger RNA, 689 nt
Organism: Dissoconium aciculare CBS 342.82
Lineage: Eukaryota; Fungi; Ascomycota; Dothideomycetes; Mycosphaerellales; Dissoconiaceae
Exons: 1
Coding region: 1-456 (151 amino acids)
Source: RefSeq, a predicted model, not a curated record